AUGAGCGGGCAUUGCGCUCGAGGGCUUCUUCGGAAAGCCAACUGCGCCAUCCUCGCCGCUUUCUUCCUACUUCAGCGGCCAGACAGAGGCGAUGCAGCAUUCAGUGAUCUCACUGGCAGCACAGUUGAUAACAUACUAAGACAGGCUGUCCCCCCCAAGCCUCCAGUGCAAACGCCCGCCCCGACGUUCCCUCAAGAGGCGUAUGGCAAGGAGCUUCCGCUUCAGCGCCAAGAUGCAGCCGCAGGCGCAACAGCUGGGGCGGCAUCAGCAGCAGUUACUCAGGGCCCACCUUCUCGAUCCGCCGGAUAUUUCCCCCAGUCUAUGCAGGCCUUUGGAGGGGCCACCAACCCAGCGGCUGCUGUGCCUGCACUGCAGCCGCAGCCUGCUGCAGCGCCUCUAGCAUCAGGAACUGGAUCGGGAGUUGCAUCUGGUUUUCCUUCGUUCUCAGUAGGCACUUCCAGCCUUCCAACGGCAGGUAUAUCGGGGGCGGGAGCAGUGGGAGGAGUGACGGGAGUAGGCGGCUGGCAUCCAGUCACUUCCCGGUAUUCUCGGAAGGCAUUGGCCGCUGGCCUGACUGUGCAUACACCUGAGGCAGGAGACGUGACAACAGCAGCACCUGUAUCGGAUACAAGCGUUCCAGUUGGCUUCUUUUCGAGUUCCACUGGGGUAUACAAAGUCCCCCGCUUCCCCUCGAGCGUCCAGUCACUAAGCGAGCCCAGCGAAGAAGCCAUAAGGACUUGUAUCCUACGAGUACCGGCAACGAAGAUGACAAACGGCUUUAGUGAUACCCUGAAGUCGGGGGGCGUCAACAUUAUGGGUAAUGCUUCUUCCCAGCUGCUGCGUUUCAUCGCCACCAGCUCACCGCGCUAUACCUCGAAGUUGAGUGUGCCUUUGGUGCUGUUUCAACGAGCAAUGGGUGCACGAGUGAGCUACGAGAUAAAGGUGGCGGUACCCAAAGGGUGCGUGCUGCUUCCUAGUGACCCGAAUUUGGUGGGUUUUGUCAGGAGAGAUGGUAAUUAUGUCGUGGAGGCGGCCGUUAGACUGUUUCCUGAUAUUCUCGCGGGGUACACCUCGUCUGUGGCUCCAGUUCCAGCUGACCUCGUGGCAUUCGCUGCCGCCUUGCCGCCUGACUCGAACUUUCAGCCGGUAGGGCACUGCGUGUUUGUGGCCCACUUCAGCACCGCACCCGAGAACAUUCGACUGUGGGCAUCAUAUACGCAAGUCAGAGUGGAAGGCGAUACUGCUCUAGGCACAGAGACGCUGCAGUUGGAGAUCCCCCUAGUGUGCCUGCCACAGUCUCUACACCGAACUGCCAUGUGGGCAACAAAGCUAUACAACGGGACUGCGAUUAUCGUCGCUUUCAGCCCCCCCCCAAAGCCGGAGCCCGAGUGGUUCGUUCUUCGCACCUCCGGCGACGAAGGAGCGUUGCAGCGAUUGGUGGGAAGUGGAGCUGAGGACUUUCCGGGGGCGGGGGGGGAGGGAAGCUGCCGGGGGGAACGCAUUUACAAAUCGUU
Eimeria maxima is the source of this 1514-nucleotide messenger RNA. RefSeq lists its product as hypothetical. NCBI's taxonomy places the organism in Eukaryota, Apicomplexa, Conoidasida, Eucoccidiorida, Eimeriidae. The record is from RefSeq and is a predicted model, not a curated record. The transcript has 2 exons. The annotation marks the transcript as partial.